AUGGACAGCCGAUUUAAUACACUUGAAACGGCAAUAGCCAAGAUCACCGAUCUAUUGAAUAAUAACAGUAGCAGCAACAACUUUUCAGAGAACAACAUUUCAGAGAGCAAUACAUCCAACCACCACAAAUCUGCACUUCAUGCCAAUGUUUUCGACGAGUUAAAAUCCACAUCGAAGCACAUUGAUCUUCCGUGUUUUGAUGGAACCGAUCCUAUUGGAUGGAUUGCGCGUGCUGAGCAAUUUUUUCUUGUACACCACACGAAGGAAAACUUCAAAGAAGAACUCGUUGACCAAUUCGGCGGGGACUUAGCAGCAAGUCCCAGCGAACGCUUGGCUGCCUUACACCAAACAGGAUCUCUGGAUGAUUACGCCAAUGAAUUUCGAGCGAGAGCAGCCCAAGUCCCAGGCCUGGAUUCACAACUUCAGCUAGGGUUUUUCUUAAAUGGACUCAAGGAAGAAAUAAGGGUCCGCUUGCGCCCAUAUGAUGUGCUCGAUCUACGAACGGCCAUGAAAGUUGCUCGGUCUGUUGAACGAGAAUUGGAUUUCUUAAAUUCCAAAUCUGGAAGAUUUACUACUGGGUAUGGUUUAGGCUUCCAACCGAGGCCCAUUAAUCCUUCUCGUUUUGAACCACCAAAACUAAACAGCACCUUAACAACCGGCCAAAAUAAGAAUUCUGCAGCCCAAUACAAGCCCAAUGAUCACUUCAAACUACUUCCAGGCGGCACAGGUUCCUCCUCUUCACAACUAUCGCGACACAACACAACACAGAAAAGUAGAGUGGCACGCCAAUACUCCCAUCAAGAAUAUUUGGACAUGCGUGCGAAGGGGUUGUGUUUUCGCUGCAAACAACCUUACAGCCCGAUGCAUGAUUGCCCUCAAAAAUCAUUACGCGCUCUCAUCGCAGCAGAAGACGAGAUCACUGAUAUCAUCUCCGACUUCGGACUAGAAGAAUCCCCACAACAUCAAGCAGAAACCAGUGAAGCUCAGCUCCAUUUUCUAGAUCUACCUUUGACGGCGAUAGGUGGAAUAGAUGGACCACGGACAAUGAAAUUUUCAGGUCAUGUGUACGGUGAACCAGUGACUAUUAUGGUAGAUAGUGGGGCAAGCCACAACUUCAUCUCAUCCAAACUUGCUCAGAAAAUUCCCCAACCAAUAGAGCAGACAGUCCGCUUUGGGGUUCGCUUAGGAGAUGGCAGUCGAGCAACUUCAACAGGGAAGUAUAGCAAUUUACCAAUUCAACUUCAAUCAAUCACGAUGUCAUUAGAUUGCUAUAUAUUUCCUCUUGGAGGUAUUGACAUCAUUCUCGGCGUGGCAUGGCUCCAAACAUUAGGCGAUAUCAAAGCGAACUGGACAAAAAUGAGUAUUAAAUUUUUGCGGGAUAAUGAAGAGAUUUGUCUGUUAGGGGACCCAUCAUUGUCACGUGCCCCUAUCUCUUUGAGCUCAUUGCAACAGAUGGACGAUGACAUCGAUUACUGCCUCUUGCUCUGGCAGAUUACAUCAUCAACAAAAACGCAUUUUUCAACAGAGACUUCGGCCCUCAAUUCCUCAAGCGCUCAGGUCCAGGAAUUGGAACUAAUAUUGGAGCAAUACGGCACAAUUUUUGAUGAACCCCAAGGACUUCCCCCUGAAAGGAGACAUGAUCAUCGCAUCACCCUAAAAUCGGGAACCGCACCAGUAAAUGUGAAGCCCUACCGAUAUAGCCAUCAUCAAAAGGAUGAAAUUGAACGCCUGGAUUUGGCAGCCAUUUCUGUUCCCACAUGGAUUGACUGGGACAAACUUGAUUCAGCCGUCCUCGAGGAUGUGGAGUUACGGGCAAUCAUCGAGAAACUUCGACUGAAUCCAAAUAGCCAGCCACCAUAUCAGCUCGUUCAUGGAAGAUUAUUUUACAAAGGCCGAAUUGUCAUUCCUGCUACUUCACCAUGGGUGCAACAACUCUUGGACGAGUUUCAUUCCACCCCAACAGGAGGCCACUCAGGUGCGUACCGUACAUAUCGGCGAUUGGCAGCUAGCAUUUAUUGGCGAGGCAUGAUGAAACAGGUACAAAAAUAUGUUGCUGACUGCUUAAUUUGCCAAAGGAAUAAGUAUGAAACGUUAUCACCAGCUGGAUUGCUCAACCCGCUCCCUAUUCCUAAUAACAUCUGGGAAUAUAUAUCGAUGGACUUCAUCACAGGUUUACCGCGAUCUAAUGGGUUUGAUUGCAUUUGGGUAGUAGUCGAUCGACUUAGCAAAUAUGCACAUUUCAUUGGUCUUCGACAUCCUUUCACUGCACGAACCUUAGCCGAAUUAUUUGCUAAAGAAAUUGUGCGUCUACACGGAGUCCCACGAUCCAUCGUCAGUGAUCGAGACCCAAUUUUCUUGAGCAAUUUCUGGACUGAAUUUUUUACUAAAAUGGGAACCAAACUUCGCAUGAGCACAGCCUACCACCCGCAAACUGACGGACAGUCUGAAGUAACAAAUCGUUGCGUGGAGCAAUACCUGAGAUGUUUCACUUCAGAACAACCCAAGCAAUGGGGUCGUUGGUUGCAUUGGGCUGAAUAUUGGUUUAAUAGCAGCUUUCAUUCGGCGGCAGGCCGAACUCCGUUUGAAUAUGUGUAUGGCAGGCCACCACCCACUUUGCAUCAGUUUAUGCCGGGGGAAUUCAAGGUUGCAGCCGUUGCGGAGGAGCAUAAUGAUAGGGCAGAAUUGAUCAAGCAGCUGCACUUUAACCUCACUAAAGCGCAACAACGGAUGAUUAACACUGCCAAUCGGAAGAGACGACCCUUAGAAUUUGAUGAGGGAGAUCAAGUUCUUUUGAAACUUCGGCCCCAUCGCCAGACCUCUAUGGUAAAUCGAGUCAAUCAGAAGCUGGCUGCAAGGUAUUAUGGCCCAUAUCGCAUUCUUCGAAAGUUGAGCCCCGUGGUUUACAAGUUAGAAUUACCUGAUGGAGCACGUAUACACCCAGUUUUCCACAUCUCCCAGCUUAAGAAACUUAACGGGCAACAUGACGUCACCAAGGAUUUACCUGAAGCCUUGGCAGUAGAAGAAACAAGUUACACCCCACAAGACAUACUGGAUGCUCGAAAGCAGCUCGACAGGGAGCAGGUCUUAGUUCAGUGGGAAGGUCGGCCGGCGGAGGAAGCAACUUGGGUUGAUCUUUCGGAUUUUAUGGGGCAGUUUCCGAACUGCAGCCUUGUGGACAAGGCCAAUUCUUUAGGGGGUGACAAUGAUAGAAAAGGAGCAUGUCAUGGGCAAAAAUCAUGGAUUGUUUAUAGUCGCAGGCCAAAUCCAAGGAACCAAUCAGAUUUAAAAUGA
Molecule: messenger RNA, 3291 nt
Organism: Striga hermonthica
Lineage: Eukaryota; Viridiplantae; Streptophyta; Magnoliopsida; Lamiales; Orobanchaceae
Source: the annotation of a GenBank genome assembly